GAGGAAGAGGAGGGACAAAGGCGGAUCAAGGCUGAGCGGACGGAUCCACGGUCCGGAGCCCUGCCGAAUUCGCAGCCCCCACCUGUGGGAUCAUCGCCCCCCGCCCCAUCGGGCCGAGCAGGAGCUGAGCAUGGAGAGCAGGGAGGAGAAAUGCCCGCGGCAGGAGCUGGUGGAAGAGGCCGUUUUGAGCGGCUCCACGGCGCAGGAAGGCAACGGGGAGGAAAAGGCGCGGAGAUGCCGCACGAGGAGGGGCUGCAAAGGCAGCUGGCGGGGAUGUGAGGGGGAAAGAGGCGGCCUGGGCCGGGAAGGCGGCCGGAGAUGGAGCCAGAGCUCGGAGCUGGUGCUCCGUGAGCAGCUCCGUGAUGGGGAGAAGCCCCACACGUGCGGGGAGUGUGGGAAGAGCUUCAGAAGCAGCUCCAGCAUGAGCAAGCACCAGAGGAUCCACAGUGGGGAGAAGCCCUACGAGUGUGGGGAGUGUGGGAAGAGCUUCAGGUGGAACUGCGACCUCAUCAGCCACAAGAGGAGCCACACUGGGGAGAGACCCUUUGAGUGUGCGGAGUGUGGGAAGAGCUUCAGGUGGAACUGCGACUUGAUCAACCACCAGAGGAGCCACACUGGGGAACGGCCCUAUAUCUGUAGGGAGUGCGGGCAGAGCUUCACCCGGAGCUGCCACCUAAUCCAGCAUCAGGUGAUCCACACCGGGGAACGGGCCUUCGAGUGUUCCGUGUGUGGGAAGAGGUUUCAGACCAGCUUCUCUCUCCUCCGUCACUUUCAGUGUCACACAGACGAGAGGCCAUUCCAAUGCCCUGAGUGUGGGAAGGAAUUCAGGCACAAUUGCACCCUCAUCAAACACCGGCGCAUCCACACUGGGGAGAAGCCCUACGAGUGUCCCCUGUGUGGGAAGACCUUCUCACAGAGCUCUAAUUUGACCCGACACCAACGAAGGCAUCACAUGAGCAAGCACAAGAGGAUCCACAGUGGGGAGAAGCCCUACGAGUGUGGGGAGUGUGGGAAGAGCUUCAGGUGGAACUGCGAACUGAUCAAACACCAGAGGAUUCACACUGGGGAGAGGCCCUACGAGUGUGGGGAGUGUGGGAAGAGCUUCAGGCAGAGCUCCAGCCUGAUCAAGCACCAGAGGACCCACACUCGGGAGAAGCCCUAUGAGUGUGGGGAAUGUGGGAAGAGCUUCAGCCAGCGCAUCUAUCUCAUCAAGCACCAGAGGGCCCACACUGGAGAGAGGCCCUUCAAGUGUUCCGUGUGUGGCAAGAGGUUUUUGACCAGAUCCGAUCUCUUCCGCCACUAUCAGAGUCACACAGAUGAGUGGCCCUUCCAAUGCCCUGAGUGUGGGAAGGGAUACAGGCACAACUCCCACCUCAUCAGGCACCGGCGCAUCCACACUGGGGAGAGGCCCUACGAGUGUGAUAAAUGCAGGAAGAGGUUUCGGACCAGCUCUGAUCUCCUCCAGCACUAUCGGAUUCACUCAGAGGAGAGGCCCUUCCGCUGCCUCGACUGUGGGAAGGGAUUCAAGCAGAACUCCACCCUCAUCACCCACCGGCGCAUCCACACAGGGGAGAGGCCCUACGAGUGUCCCCAGUGUGGGAAGAGCUUCUCACAGGGCUCUAACUUGACCCAACACCAACGGCGGCACCGUGGGGAGAAGCCCUACGAGUGUGGGGAGUGUGGGAAGAGCUUCAGCCAGAGCUCCAGCCUGAUCAAGCACCAGAGGACCCACACUCGGGAGAAGCCCUAUGAGUGUGGGGAAUGUGGGAAGAGCUUCAGCCAGCGCAGCUAUCUCAUCAAGCACCAGAGGGCCCACACUGGAGAGAGGCCCUUCAAGUGUUCCGUGUGUGGCAAGAGGUUUUUGACCAGAUCCGAUCUCUUCCGCCACUAUCAGAGUCACACAGAUGAGAGGCCCUUCCAAUGCCCUGAGUGUGGGAAGGGAUACAGGCAGAAGUCCCACCUCAUCACGCACCGGCGCAUCCACACAGGGAAGAGGCCCUACGAGUGUGAUAAAUGCAGGAAGAGGUUUCGGACCAGCUCUGAACUCCUCGUGCACUAUCGGAUUCAUACAGAGGAGAGGCCCUUCCGCUGCCCCGACUGUGGGAAAGGAUUCAAGCAGAACUCCACCCUCGUCACCCACCGGCGCAUCCACACUGGGGAGAGGCCCUACGAGUGUCCCCAGUGUGGGAAGAGCUUCUCACAGAUCUCUACCUUGACUAGACACCAACGGAGGCAUGAUGGGGAGAAGCCCCACACGUGUGGGGAGUGUGGGAAGAGCUUCACAACGAACUGUUACCUGAUCAAUCACCAGAGGAUCCACACUGGGGAGAAGCCUCACGAGUGUGUGGAGUGUGGUCAGAGCUUCAGAUGGAGGUCGGCCCUGAUCAACCACCAGAGGAUCCACACUGGGGAGAGGCCCUAUGAGUGUGGGCAAUGUGGGAGGUGUUUCAUUCGGAGCUCCCACCUGCUCGAGCACCGGAGGAUCCACACUGGGGAAAGGCCCUACGAGUGUUCUGUGUGUGGGAUGCGCUACAGCCAGAGCUCCGCCCUCAACAAGCACCAGAGGAGCCACACUGGGGAGAGGGCUUUCGAGUGUUCCAAGUGUGGGAAGAGGUUUCCGAACAGCUCUAAUCUCCUCCGCCACUACCAGAGUCACACAGAGGAGAGACCCUUCCAAUGCCCUGAGUGUGGGAAGGGAUUCAGGCAGAAGUCCCACCUCAUCAUCCACCAGCGCAUCCACACAGGGGAGAGGCCCUACGAGUGUGAUAAAUGCAGGAAGAGGUUUCGGACCAGCGGCCAUCUCGUCCUGCACUAUCAGAUUCACAGAGAGGAGAGGCCCUUCCGCUGCCCCGACUGUGGGAAGGGAUUCAAGCGCAACAGCUACCUCGUCACCCACCGGCGCAUCCACACAGGGGAGAGGCCCUACGAGUGUGAUAAAUGCAGGAAGAGGUUUCGGACCAGCUCUGAACUCCUCCUGCACUAUCGGAUUCACUCAGAGGAGAGGCCCUUCCGCUGCCCCGACUGUGGGAAGGGAUUCAAGCAGAACUCCAACCUCGUCACCCACCGGCGCAUCCACACUGGGGAGAAGCCCUACGAGUGUCCCCAGUGUGGGAAGAGCUUCUCCAGACGCUCUCACUUGACCCAA
Molecule: messenger RNA, 3145 nt
Organism: Melozone crissalis (California towhee)
Lineage: Eukaryota; Metazoa; Chordata; Aves; Passeriformes; Passerellidae
Product: zinc finger protein 850-like
Exons: 5
Biological process (GO): negative regulation of transcription by RNA polymerase II
Molecular function (GO): DNA-binding transcription repressor activity, RNA polymerase II-specific
Source: RefSeq, a predicted model, not a curated record